GAGAGAAAAGCCAUGGAAGACAAAGAACUGAAGGAGAAGAGGAAGGUUUUUGUCCAAUCAGUGACUGAGGGCAUGAUAAAUGUCUUGUUGGAUCACCUAUUUGAUGAAAGAGUGCUGAACCAGGAGGAGAUGGAGAAAAUAAGAAAUGAAAAUGCCACAGCUAUGGAUAAGGCCCGAGCUUUGAUUGACUCAGUCAUUCUGAAAGGGCCCCAGGCAAGCCAAGUGUGUAUCACUCACAUUUGUGAAAUCGACUCCCACCUUGCAGAGAAGAUGGGGCUGUCCCCAGAAAAGACUGGGCAAGCUGAGUCAGCAGAAACUACAGAUACCCUCAAGCUUUGUCUUCCUAAAGAUUUCGUGAAAGUGUGUAAAGAAAGGGCUGGAGAGAUCUAUCCAAUAAAGGAGAAAAUGGGCCGCACUCGCCUGGCUCUCAUCAUAUGCAAUAUAGAGUUUGAUCAUCUUCAGCCCAGGCAGGGGGCUGAACUUGACAUCACAGGGAUGGAAGAGUUGCUUGUGGGCCUUGGCUAUCAUGUGAUCGUGGAAAAGAACCUCACAGCCAAGGAGAUGGAGUCAGUGCUGGUGACAUUUGCUGCCCGCCCAGAGCACAGGACCUCAGAUAGUACAUUCCUGGUGUUCAUGUCGCAUGGCCUCCUGGAUAGACUCUGUGGGACUCAGCAUAGCGAUGAAAACCCAGACGUGCUACCUUAUGACACCAUCUUUCGGAUAUUCAACAAUCGCAACUGCCCCAGUCUCAAGGACAAACCUAAGGUCAUCAUUGUCCAGGCCUGCAGAGGUGAAAACCGCGGGGAAUUGUGGGUCAGUGACUCUCCAGCAGCCGUGAUGGACAGCUCUUCACAGUCAGCUGAGAGCCUGGAGGACGAUGCUGUUUCCAAAGCUCACGUGGAGAAGGACUUCAUUGCUUUCUGCUCCUCAACCCCACAUAACGUAUCCUGGAGAGACCCUAGUAGAGGUUCUCUCUUCAUCGCACAGCUAAUCAGAUGCUUCCAACAGUAUUCUUGGCUCUAUCACCUCGAGGAAGUAUUUCGAAAGGUACAACUAUCAUUUGAAAAGCCAGAUGUUAGAGCCCAGAUGCCCACCAUUGAACGACUAUCCAUGUCAAGAUAUUUCUACCUCUUUCCUGGCAAUUGAAAA
Messenger RNA from Eptesicus fuscus (big brown bat), 1149 nucleotides. RefSeq names its product caspase-1-like. Lineage: Eukaryota; Metazoa; Chordata; Mammalia; Chiroptera; Vespertilionidae. The transcript has 8 exons. The record is from RefSeq and is a predicted model, not a curated record. Gene Ontology annotation, molecular function: cysteine-type endopeptidase activity; caspase binding. Gene Ontology annotation, cellular component: protein-containing complex. The coding region runs from base 13 to 1146 and encodes 377 amino acids. Gene Ontology annotation, biological process: proteolysis; regulation of apoptotic process.